AUGUGUCUGGCUGCAGCACGGGGAAGCUCCAGCACAAAGGACGGCGUAUUCACACCCGCGAUCUGAACGCUCCGAGCUCUGGUCUUUGAAAAGUUUUAAAGAUUUGUGUUGUUGUGAAACAUUUGUUCUCCGUCGGCGCCGAUCACAGAGGUGGAAUUUCUCGUUUGCUGGGCUUGAAUCGUUUCCCUGUCGCUGUGGGAAGGCACAGUUAGAAGUACAGGCACACGGAGCAACACGUAUCUACUUUGGAAACACUUUUUUUUAAUUUAACGACUCCUCGCACAGAGCAAGGAAAAGGACAGAAAAAAUGCCGAAAGCGGUCAAUGUUCGCGUCACCACCAUGGAUGCUGAGCUGGAGUUUGCCAUCCAGCCCAGCACGACUGGCAAGCAGCUGUUUGACCAGGUGGUGAAAACCAUCGGCUUGCGUGAGGUCUGGUACUUCGGACUUCAGUAUAUGGAUGGCAAAGGAUACCACACUUGGCUAAAACUGGACAAAAAGGUGUCGUCCCAGGACGUGAAGAAGGAGAACCCACUGCAAUUUAAGUUUCGGGCCAAGUUCUUCCCAGAGGAUGUGUCUGAGGAGCUGAUCCAGGACAUCACCCAGAAGCUGUUCUUCCUGCAGGUGAAGGAGGGCAUCCUGAGCGACGAGGUUUACUGUCCACCAGAGACGGCCGUGCUGCUGGCCUCCUACUCUGUUCAGGCCAAAUUUGCAGAUUAUACCAAAGAAGUCCACCGGCCUGGAUACCUCCUGUCUGAACGCCUGCUUCCACACAGAGUCCUGGAGCAGCACAAGUUAUCCAGAGAACAGUGGGAGGAGAGGAUUCAGGUGUGGCACGAGGAGCACGGCGGCAUGUUAAAGGAGGACGCUAUGCUGGAGUACCUGAAGAUUGCCCAGGACCUGGAAAUGUACGGCGUUAACUACUUCGACAUCAAGAACAAGAAGGGAACUGAGCUGUGGCUGGGAGUGGACGCCCUGGGACUCAACAUUUAUGAGAAGGACGACAAAUUGACCCCAAAGAUUGGCUUCCCCUGGAGUGAGAUCAGAAACAUUUCCUUCAACGAUAAGAAGUUCAUCAUCAAACCCAUCGACAAAAAGUCUCCGGACUUUGUGUUUUAUGCACCGAGACUGCGCAUAAACAAGCGCAUCCUGCAGCUGUGCAUGGGCAACCACGAGCUGUACAUGCGUCGCCGCAAGCCGGACACGAUUGAGGUGCAGCAGAUGAAGGCCCAGGCCCGAGAGGAGAAGCAGCAGAAGCAGAUGGAGAGGGCCCAGCUGGAGAACGAGAAGAAGAAGAGAGAGGCCAUCGAGAAAGAGAAGGAGCAGAUGGAGCAUGAGAAGAAGGAGCUGAUGAUGCGGCUCUACCAGUACGAGGAGCAGACCAAGAAGGCGGAGAAAGAGCUGCAGGAACAACUCCAGAGAGCCAUGAUGUUGGACCAGGAGCGGAGGAGAGCAGAGGAGGAGGCAAUUCGUCUGGAGUCAGAGCGUCAGGCUGCCUUGGUGGCUAAAGAGGAGCUGGCCCGCGAGGCUGAGAACCAGAAGAAGAGUCAGGAGCAGCUGGCUGCAGAGCUAGCAGAGCACACAGCCAAGAUUGCUGCGCUGGAGGAAGCCAAGAGACGCAAGGAGGAGGAGGCCAGCACAUGGCAGCUCAAGGCCAUGGAGGCCCAGGACGAUCUGAUCAAAACCAAGGAGGAGCUGAACACGGUGAUGACGCCCCUGCCCCUGCUCCCUCCACCUCCCCCGAUGUACGACAACAUGGACGACAACAGUGACAGCGAGGAGAACACCAGCACGCACAGCGCCGACCUGCAGAUGGAAGGAAUCAAUGACCACCGCAACGAGGAGGAUCGUCUCACCGAGGCUGAGAAGAACGAACGCGUCCAGAAUCAGCUGAAGGCCUUGACCUCAGAGCUGGCACAGGCACGUGACGAGUCCAAGAACACCCAGAACGACCUCCUUCACAGUGAGAACAUCCGGGCCGGCCGAGACAAAUACAAGACCCUGCGACAGAUCCGACAGGGCAACACCAAGCAGAGGAUCGACGAGUUUGAGGCCUUAUAAGAAGUCUUCGGCCCUCAGCCACUCGCCCUUUCUGAUUGGUCACUACAUGUCGCUCUUUGGCUGACACACGUCGACACACGCAAACUCAUGUAAAACACACAUCAGUUGCAGACUAAACUGGAGCAGUAUAAGCACAGCAGAAGCAUCACUCAGAGACACACUCCUGUUGUGAGUUUGUCUGGCGGUAUGCAGGGCUUUGCAAAUCCUUCGAAGAAAACUUAGUGCCAAAACCUCUCUUCUUAGUGUUUCAGAUAUUUUUGGUGUAUUUGAAUGUGUGUAAUUUGAUCAACUCAGACCAAAUCAUUAUUGUUUUUAUCCAGAGGUGAGAUGAAGUAAGGGGACUAGCAAAAAUUUUAAUAUUAUUUCAUGAUGUGCACAUACAAUAUGUAAUCAAAUCCUCGCUUUUUGAUGUUUGUCAUUUGUUGUGUAGGAAGACAAGGACAGUUCGUCGUUUACAGCGACCACUCAGAAAGGGGGAAAAUAGUAUAAGCAGGAAAAUGUAUGUUUGUUUUUGUUUUCCAUUAUAUUUGAACACUUCCAUUUAUGUUAAAUAUUGCUAUACAGUAGUUCAAAUCAUGCCUAGUUUGAUAUUUAUACUGUAUAUGGGACAUUAAAAAGGGUAUUUCAUCUUGGUUUGUAUAUUUUUGCUAUCUACUAAUGAAAACAUUUAAUGUUUUAAAGGUUUUAUAUAUUGACCAAAAUAAUAGCAGUCUUAUGUUCCAAUACGUUUUACUUUAGAUCACUAAAUUAAAGAGAUUUAAUUGUAAAUUAUUAUUUUUUACUGUAGGAAAUAUCCAGCUACAUGCCAUUAAAUCAGUAAAAGAGAUUGCUCUUUUUAGGUACUUUUGAGUAGUUUUUUUGCCGUGCAGUUCACAGCAUGCUGAGGAAUGUCUUUACCCUUGGAGCACUGUGUCAACUGGGACACGGUUUAAUAUAUUUUAUUUCUCUGUUCUGUGUCAUGUUGUCGUUGGGUGAGAGUUGAGCAUGUGUUUGCAUGCUUUUACCCUCCUAAGUGGCCUUUCUCUCUGACUGUCCCUCUGCAGGGUUCAGGCCCAGACAGUUGGUCCACAUCUCUUAGCCAAGGUGCAUAGUCUAGAAAAUGUGGAUGUUACGUUUCUUAGUGUUAGACCCCCACUGAGGAUAAAAUGAGGGUUGAGGUGAACUUUAUGAUGAGUUUUUAUUUUCUAGCUUGGUCAUGAUGGAUUGACUCAGACAGUAUAACACAACAACAUCUCACUCUCCUCUCUGUGGAUGUGGACUAGAGUAGCAUCUACUGACACUGUAAUGGAAACACACAGCUCCGCUGGCCUUUGUAUAUGAGCAGGAUUUUAUAAUGAGGUGUUCAACAUAUUGGCAAUAAAGAAAAAUCUGAUUACACAA
This is a messenger RNA of Acanthopagrus latus (yellowfin seabream), 3439 nucleotides long. RefSeq names its product ezrin b (gene ezrb). Gene Ontology annotation, cellular component: adherens junction; plasma membrane; cytoskeleton. NCBI's taxonomy places the organism in Eukaryota, Metazoa, Chordata, Actinopteri, Spariformes, Sparidae. The transcript has 14 exons. The coding region runs from base 308 to 2059 and encodes 583 amino acids. The record is from RefSeq and is a predicted model, not a curated record. Gene Ontology annotation, molecular function: actin binding; cell adhesion molecule binding. Gene Ontology annotation, biological process: positive regulation of early endosome to late endosome transport; regulation of organelle assembly; positive regulation of protein localization to early endosome.